Messenger RNA from Caenorhabditis briggsae, 1266 nucleotides. Gene Ontology annotation, cellular component: phosphorylase kinase complex. The transcript has 5 exons. Gene Ontology annotation, molecular function: calmodulin binding; ATP binding; phosphorylase kinase activity. Gene Ontology annotation, biological process: protein phosphorylation; glycogen biosynthetic process. The coding region runs from base 1 to 1266 and encodes 421 amino acids. Lineage: Eukaryota; Metazoa; Nematoda; Chromadorea; Rhabditida; Rhabditidae. The record is from RefSeq and is a predicted model, not a curated record.
AUGGGAGUAUUAGUAGUGGAUACGGAUCACGAGGAUUCCGAUGAAUCACACAACUACAGUAGUCAUCAAGAGGAACAAGGUUUCAAUGCGGCCUAUGAGUCGAAAGAGGUCCUCGGCCGCGGUCUGGCCUCAACAGUUCGCCGAUGCAUCGAAAAAGGAAGUGGCCAACAUUUCGCUGUGAAAAUUGUCGACGUCUCCACCGAGAAACAAAGCGAGCACGAAGCGAAACGUCUUCUAGAAGAGACAAUUUCAGAAGUAGAGAUUUUAAGACAACUCAUUGGACAUCCAUCUAUUAUUAAAAUCCACGACUUCUAUCAAACGCCAUCGUUUCUGUUCGCGGUUUUCGAAAUGGCACCGAAAGGAGAGCUAUUCGAUCAGUUGAAUGCGACGGUGACAGUGUCAGAGAAGAAGGCACGACGACUGAUGAAGCAGUUGUUUGAUGGAGUUGAAUAUAUGCAUGCUAGACAUAUUGUACAUAGGGAUUUAAAGCUAGAGAACAUUCUAUGCAUCGACGACGAGCGAAUCGUGAUCUCAGACUUUGGAUUUGCCACCCGCAUCCCACCAGGUCAAAAACUUCGUGAUCUAUGCGGAACUCCAGGAUAUCUGGCCCCGGAAACGAUUCGGUGCCAAAUGUACGACAACGCCGAGGGAUAUUCGCUGGAGGUGGACGAAUGGGCGUUGGGAGUGAUCAUGUACACUCUGUUGGCCGGUUAUGCACCAUUCUAUCAUAGGAAACAACUAAUGAUGCUUCGAAUCAUCCAACAAGGCAAAUAUGAGUUUCGCAACGAGCAAUGGAACAAUAUCACCCCGGAUGCGAAGAAUCUGAUCUCUCAACUCCUUCAAGUAGAUGUCACGAAGAGAAUCACCUCUAAAGAAUGUCUCACCCAUGAGUGGAUGGUCCCGAUUGCCCAGCAGCCAGCACCAGUACCAACGGUUCAAGUGGAAUUGGUCAAAGAUCAGAGAUCCGAGAAAGCUCGGAAGAGGUUCAAAACUUCGAUCAUCUGGGUGCGAUUCUUCCAGCGGCUGGCCAAGUAUAAGUACCUGAAGACGGUUAUUGAUCGAGAUGUACUCAGAAAGAGACCAUUCAGAGAUAGAGAUAUCCGCCACGAAGCCGAAUCAUCAAUGUUCAGUGUUUACGGUCACUGGGUGAAUCGUGGCUUCUACUACUCCCGAGACAUGCUUUUCGCCAAUAAGCCACGUCCCAAAUUCGCCAAAAAGACGCAAGAGUCGGAGCAACUCAAGGUUCCAGGAGCACCAUCUAAAUAA